UGGUCGUCCCAGAGGCUUGCUGUGACACGGCUGAGCCAGCCAUAUUCUUGGUGUAAACUUUGUAAUUGCACAAUAAUCAAAACCACCAACCCACUGGAACAGAUCCCAGGAGCUCCCACCUAUGGCUGCCUUUCCCAGGACACACAGCAUGGUGUCCAACUGAUGCGGGAAAUGCCCAUGGCAUUGAAGGCUAAGAGCCACUUGGAAAAAGCAGCUAAAACCAAAUAACCCAUCUGGAGAUGCGUUCUGUUGCUAAAUGAGCCCAAUUCUUAAACGAAGCCCUGAUAUUACGAAAUCGCCACUAACAAAGUCAGAGCAGCUUCUGAGGAUAGAGGACCACGAUUUCAGCAUGAGGCCUGGCUUUGGAGGGCCUUUCUCCUGGCCAGAGACACUGGCUUCCAAGAUGAAAGAGGGUGCAAAAUCAGGAGGGCCGGCCAUUCCUGUGGGCGUGGACGUGCAGGUGGAAAGCUUGGACAGUAUCUCGGAGGUGGACAUGGACUUCACGAUGACGCUCUACCUGCGGCAUUACUGGAAGGACGAGCGGCUAUCCUUCCCGAGCACCAACAACCUCAGCAUGACCUUUGACGGCCGGCUGGUGAAGAAGAUCUGGGUCCCCGAUAUGUUCUUCGUGCACUCCAAGCGCUCCUUCAUCCACGACACCACCACAGACAACGUGAUGCUUCGGGUCCAGCCCGACGGCAAAGUGCUCUACAGCCUCAGGGUUACAGUGACUGCCAUGUGCAACAUGGACUUCAGCCGGUUCCCCCUGGACACACAAACGUGCUCGCUUGAAAUUGAGAGCUAUGCCUACACGGAAGAUGACCUCAUGCUCUAUUGGAAGAAAGGCAAUGACUCCUUAAAGACAGAUGAGCGGAUCUCCCUCUCCCAGUUCCUCAUCCAGGAAUUCCACACCACCACGAAGCUGGCCUUCUAUAGCAGCACAGGCUGGUACAACCGUCUGUACAUCAACUUCACACUGCGUCGCCACAUCUUCUUCUUCUUGCUCCAAACCUACUUUCCUGCCACCCUGAUGGUCAUGCUGUCCUGGGUGUCCUUCUGGAUCGACCGCAGAGCCGUGCCCGCCAGAGUCCCUCUGGGGAUCACCACGGUGCUGACCAUGUCCACCAUCAUCACGGGCGUGAACGCCUCCAUGCCCCGCGUGUCCUACAUCAAGGCCGUGGACAUCUACCUCUGGGUCAGCUUCGUCUUCGUGUUCCUCUCGGUGCUGGAGUACGCGGCCGUCAACUACCUGACCACCGUGCAGGAGCGCAAGGCGCGGAAGCCGCAGGAGAAGCUUCCCUGCGCCUGCGGGUUGCCUCAGCCACGCGCGGUCCUCCUGGACGGCAGCUACAGUGACGGGGAGGUGAACGACCUGGGCAACUAUACCCCGGAGAUCGGAGACAAGCCCGACAGGAUGAUGGUGCAGCUGACGCUGGCCUCGGAGAGGAGCUCCCCGCCGAGGAAAAGCCAGAGGAGCAGCUACGUGAGCAUGAGGAUUGACACCCACGCCAUCGAUAAAUACUCGAGGAUCAUUUUUCCAGCUGCAUACAUCUUGUUCAAUUUAAUAUACUGGUCGAUUUUCUCAUAAAUGCCUCUAAUUCUAUACCUUUCACAUUCUUCUGUAUGUACGACAGAAAUAAUUGAAUGGUGAGACAUAAUUUAAGGUUAUGAUGAAAAGAAAGUUCCCAGUACCCACCCUUCUCCAGCUUUCCAAAACUACACUGACAAGGCACUUACUGGUUUAAUUUACACUUAUUAACCGCUUAUUGUAUACACAGCAUUAUACUCGGUACUGCAGGUUCAGAGACACCUGUAGCAACUGAUGAUAGUUCUUACUGGGAUCUCUUAGAAAAGCGCACUGCUUUGCUUUGCUAAGAGAAAAGGCGCACUGGGGUGGGGUGGGCACUCUGUAGUUCAACCUCUUUAGACUCUAGACACUUAUUUGUAUGAACCAUAUCCUUUGUGUGAGUGUGACUCUAUUCUCUGGACCAGGUGCAUCUGGGAAGCACCUAAAGUUCUUUUGCUGUUGUUUAGUCGGUAAGUCGUGUCCGACUCUUUGCCACCCCAUGGACUGUGUAGCCCAGCAGGCUCCUCUGUCCAUGGGAUUUCACAGGCAAGAAUACUGGAGAGAGUUGCUGUUUCCUUCUCCAGGGGAUCUUCCUGACCCAGGGAUCAAACCCAUAUCUCCUGUAUUGGCAGGCGGAUUCUUUACCGCUGAGCCACCCAGCGGUAUUUACAUGCACCUAAAUCCCCACUUUGACCAAAACUUAUGCUUCAGUCUGUAGCCUCUUACCUAUUUUAUAUGCAUCUUUUCAUGUUGGUUUCAUUACAAGGCAAUAAUAAUAUUCCUACUUUAUUUACAUCUUGUGGUCCCUAAGGUUUCACCUCUUCACAAGAAAAGCUCUUUAGACUGGUACAAUGGUUUCUGAUUUUGGUAGGUAUUUCCCUGGUAGGGAAACUUUGAAGAAGAUAGUAUUUGCAGGCAUUUUGUCAGUUUUGUCAUAGGGGUAACUAGCCUAGAAAAUUUGUGUGUGAGUGUUCCCUGUUUAAUAAUCACUGCUUCAUGAAUCUCCACCUUGCAGCAUGUCCAGGUUCAAAGUGAAGUUAGUAAUGUGGUAUCUUCACUGAUGAACCUGGGAUUAGGCUGACUUUUUUCUGCAUAACCAUGGCAAGGAAAUACAUAAUGUGGGACUACCUAUAACUUGUUAGGAUGAGAAAUACAUGGUUACUGGAUGUAAAAGAGAAUGCCAAAAUGAAAAAGAAAUGGUUACACAUCACUGGACAAUUCCAUUUAUACUCAGUGAAUACCAGCAUCUUCUGUGAACCAGAAAACAAAGGCCACUGAUGUCAGGGCAGGGGAUAAAGGAGAGGGUUCUAAUUUGGUGUAUUAUUUAAACAACAUAUAGCUAUUCAUACUAUAUAUGCACAGGAUCAACUCCCAUCAAAUUUAUGCAUAAAGCAUUUGUUUGAAAUUCAAAUAAACUCUAUAUACUAUUAUGUCAUUUUUAUUCCAAAGCUAAUUUGACUGAUCCCUAUACUAAAUAAUAUCAUGUUAUUUCUUCAUGAGGGCUAUACUUUGAUCCUUUAAAAAGAAACAACCAAAUUUUCAGAAAGUCUAAUUACAGGGCAA
Dama dama (fallow deer) is the source of this 3130-nucleotide messenger RNA. RefSeq names its product gamma-aminobutyric acid type A receptor subunit rho1 (gene GABRR1). Lineage: Eukaryota; Metazoa; Chordata; Mammalia; Artiodactyla; Cervidae. The transcript is spliced from 11 exons. The coding region runs from base 257 to 1588 and encodes 443 amino acids. The record is from RefSeq and is a predicted model, not a curated record. Gene Ontology annotation, cellular component: synapse; neuron projection; membrane. Gene Ontology annotation, molecular function: neurotransmitter receptor activity; GABA-A receptor activity; extracellular ligand-gated monoatomic ion channel activity. Gene Ontology annotation, biological process: regulation of membrane potential; nervous system process; signal transduction.